Callithrix jacchus (white-tufted-ear marmoset) is the source of this 3126-nucleotide messenger RNA. RefSeq names its product serpin family E member 3 (gene SERPINE3). Gene Ontology annotation, biological process: negative regulation of endopeptidase activity. NCBI's taxonomy places the organism in Eukaryota, Metazoa, Chordata, Mammalia, Primates, Cebidae. Gene Ontology annotation, molecular function: serine-type endopeptidase inhibitor activity. The record is from RefSeq and is a predicted model, not a curated record.
AUCCAGUAGCCAGUGGAGUCCUGUACUUUGUGGGUUCCCAGGAGGUCAUGGAGUUUUCAGAGCUGAGCCAAAGGGUCUUUAUGAAACAGUUCAGGCUACUUCAGGGAUGGCAAAUACAUUUCUUCUCACACACCAACUCUGAUGUACUGGAAGUGACUCCCCGAGUGCAAGAAGACCUGAGGAGGAGGGAAGCAUUAGGUACCUGGUACCCAGCAAAAGCCCAAUAAGCAAAGUUAUCAGUGGAAUUCCUCAAUGUGACAAAGGGCUGUAUGCGGGGUUCCUUGCUGGUACAACCAGGUCACAAGCCUAAGAAGGCUUGACGGGUGUGGCUGGCUCCCCCCCAUAGCCCUGCUCUGUUCCCGAUCUGGGCUUUGCUGCCCUGGUGUGGGCUGCUUCUCCUGGCUCUCUGCAGGACCUCCAGGCUCCAGGAAUUUGGACCGAGUGGUAGAGACAUCGCCGGCAGAGACGGCGAUCGCCAGCUUCCUCUCUGUGCUGUCUUGUGAUUCAAAGCAGAUUCUGCUCCACUUUUUUAAAAGGGGAGCACAUGAAUGCUGAAGACCCACAAGAACAGAAUCAAGCAAGGAAACGUGCAACAGUGAUACAAAAGUCCGUGAGUAAGUGGCUCAUUCAAGGUGAGCCAUGACAGGGAUUUGUUCAUGGGGAGCCCAGGGGCAUCAAGGUCUGAUUGCUGAGUGUUCUUGUGGGAAGUGGGAGGUUAUAGGAGCUGCAAGAACCCUAGGACUUAAGGCUUUCUCAAAUGACCCUGGGCUGGGCCGCACAGAGAGAGAGAGAGACAGACAGACAGACAGACAGACAGACAGACAGACAGAGAGAGAGAGAGAGAGAGCACUAUGUACCAAGGUCAUCCAAGCACUGCAUUGGUACUUGGCUGCAGGGAGGAAGGGUUGUAAAAAAAGAGGAUGCUAUUCUAUCUUGGACCUUUACCUAAAAUAGGCACCAUCAAGCUUAGUGGCCUUGCUUGCAAACUUCUACAGGAAGUGAUUUUGGACCUCUUCUUACAUCAGUCUGGUAUGAUACCACAGUUAGACAACUCAGCAAAAAUUGCUGCUGGCUGUAUGUGUGGCAUGGUCAUUGAAGACAUUUUUUUUUUGCUUUGCCUUUCUCUUCUCACAUUAUUUUCUACCUAAUGAUCUCACUUCUUUGGAAGAGUACCUUUCUGUGGUACGAGCUAUCUUUGUGAAAAUAUUCACUUUUAGAGACUAAUUUGCUGGAGACUCACGCAGAAUCUCCAGCUCACUCCCCCACUCAUGCAGAAUAACAAGAAUUCUGAUAUUCAAGGUACAAUUAGUUCAUGUAUCAAUAUUUUAAUGUACAUAGGUAGUCGCAUAUUUUAUAUACUGUUCAUAGAAGGCCAGGAUUUGAGUCACAGCCCUGUUUCUUUUCUCAUAUAAAUGAGUCACUGAGCCUCAAAGUUUCAAUCAUCCUCUUUAUAGAUGAAAUAUAAUACCAGAUACUACUAUGAUUGUUGGAAUGAUUAAUUAAUUGCAAAUGUAUGAAGUCCUCUUUAACAUAGUAAUUAUUUAUUACUAUUCCUGAUAGACACAUCACAGCCAUAAGCUGGCUAACUACCAAGAAAAAUGAGUAGGAUUACCUCGUACAUUUCUUUUCCCAUCAUAACACUUUUCUUCUGAUUUGACCAGGGCUUUGCCAAAGUCACACAUCCAGUAAGUGGCAGAAGUAGAUCUUCAGACCCACAGUUUGGCUUCCAAAGGACCACAGUGACUAUUUCUCAUGCUCAGACAAGAAGUUGCAGCCCUACAGCCCAGGCGCGUGGGCCUCAGGGAACCCUCGGCCUCCAUGCUGCCUUUCCUGGUCACCCUCUUCUUCCUUCACUCUUGCUUCCUCCAAACAAAUGGCCACCUCCGUGAAGGAAUGAUGUUGCUGAAGACUGAGUUUGCACUCCGCCUCUACCAGAGCGUGGCUGCAUGUAGAAAUGACACGAACUUUGUCAUCUCUCCCACCGGUGUGUCCCUCCCCCUGGAGAUCCUGCAGUUUGGAGCUGAAGGGAGCACCAGCCAGCAGCUGGCAGAUGCCCUGGGGUACACCAUCCAUGACCAAAGGGUGAAAGAUUUCUUGCAUGCUGUUUAUGCCACACUAUCCACCUUCAGGCAAGGUGGUGAGAUGGAGCUGGCCUGCAGCCUUUUUGUGCAAAUGGGAACGCCACUGUCCCCCUGUUUUGUGGAGCAGGUCUCCUGGUGGGCCAACAGCAGCCUGGAGCCAGUCGACCUCAGUGAGCCCAACAGCACCACCAUCCAGGCAAGCGAAGGGACCUCCGGACAGACUGCAGGUGAAGACCCCAGCGAGGGCCCUGGUGGCUGGCCAUGGGAGCAAGUCGGUGCAGCAUUUGCUCAGCUGGUGCUUGUGAGCACCAUGUCUUUCCAAGGCACUUGGCGGAAGCGAUUCUCUUCCACAGACACGCAGAUCCUGCCUUUCACCUGUACCCACGGCCUUGUCCUUCAGGUGCCCAUGAUGCACCAAAUGGCCGAAGUCAACUAUGGUCAGUUCCAGGACACUGCAGGCCAUCAGGUGGGGCUGCUGGAGCUGCCUUACCUGGCACGUGCAAUGAGUCUGUUCCUGGUGCUGCCCCGUGACAAAGACAUCCCCCUGAGCCACAUUGAGCCACACCUCACUGCCAGCACCAUCCACCUCUGGACCACCAGCCUGAGGAGAGCCAGGAUGGAUGUGUUCCUGCCCAGGUUUAGAAUCCAAAACCAAUUCAACUUAAAAAGCAUUUUAAAUUCUUGGGGAGUCACCGAUCUUUUUGAUCCACUCAAAGCUAACUUGAAAGGAAUUUCAGGCCAAGAUGGGUUUUAUGUUUCUGAAGCGAUCCACAAGGCCAAGAUUGAAGUUUUGGAGGAAGGCACCAAGGCAUCUGGAGCCACAGCUCUGUUGUUAUUGAAAAGGUCUCGGAUUCCUAUUUUUAAAGCAGAUCGGCCAUUCAUCUAUUUCCUGAGAGAACCUAACACAGGGUUUGUCUUCAGUAUUGGAAGAGUUUCAAAUCCCCUAGACUAAAUGCAUGUUAUCCACUUUCAUCGAUGCUUUUCUUCAUAAAGUUAUAAUUUCACUUUGCUAUACCCUUGAAAUUUAAAAAAUGUUCUGAUAAAG